CUUCAGUCACAGGAUUGUGCAAUGAUCUUCUGUCCGACGCCUACGAGUGUCCAGACCAGACUUUGAUCCUGAAGCUAAAACAUCAUGGAGUUCAAGCUGAACAGAAUGAAGCUCUGCCACAUGAUCCUGACGCUGCUCGCCGUCCCAGAGUGCUUUGGGCUUCAGUCAGUGUUCCUCAGUAAGUCUGAGGCCAGCCGGCCGUUAUCUCAUCGUGUCAGGCGGGCCAACUACUUCCUGGAGGAGCUGAAGCUGGGAGAUCUGGAGCGAGAGUGUCUGGAGGAGAUCUGCUCGUAUGAGGAGGCCAGAGAGAUCUUCACCAUCCCCAAACAACUGGAGGAAUUCUGGAAGAGAUACACAGCGGUGGAUUUCUGUCAGUCGGGACCGUGUCAGAACGGAGCCACAUGUGUGGAUCAGAUGGACACCUACAUCUGCAUCUGUCCAGUGAACUUCGAGGGGCGACACUGUGACAAAGAAAUAUUACCACACAGUUCCUACGGAUGUCUGUACAGGAACGGCAACUGCGAACACUUCUGUGUGGAGAUCACCAAUUCGACUCAUCGCUGUGAUUGUGCUCCCGGAUACACACUGCACACAGACAACAGCAGCUGUGUGCCGCAGGGUGGUUUCCCGUGUGGCAGGCUGGUGGAGAAGGGUGUGGGUCCGAGGAUAGUGAAGGGCGACGUGUGUCCUAAAGGACAGUGUCCGUGGCAGGCUUUACUCAAGUAUGCUGGAGUGUAUAAAUGCGGUGGUGUUAUUCUAAAUUUCCAAUGGAUUCUCACCGCGGCUCAUUGUGUCUGGAAUAAAGAUCCAUCCCUCUUACAAGUGACAGUCGGUGAACACAUCCUCGAUAAAGACGAAGGAACAGAGCAGAUGAGGGAAGUGUCUAAAGUGUUCAUCCACCCGCGGUACAACCACUCCAGCACGGACAGUGACAUCGCACUGCUGCGUCUCCUCAGCCCCGUCACGCUCGACCGCUUCGCCAUUCCCGCCUGCCUUCCUCCUGCUAACGGCACGUUCGGACGCACCAUAGGAGCCAUCCGCAUGUCCACCGUCAGCGGGUGGGGUCGCAUGGCGCAGUCGGGACCGCCGUCUCUGGUUCUCCAGAAGCUGGAGGUGCCGAGGGUCUCCUUAGAGGAGUGUCGGGAGAACUCGGGUCUGAAGGUGACCAGGAACAUGCUGUGCGCCGGCUUCAUCGAGGGCGGCCGUGACUCCUGUCAGGGGGACAGCGGAGGGCCGCUGGUCACCCGCUACAGAAACACAUGGUUUCUGACAGGAAUCGUGAGCUGGGGGAAAGGCUGCGCACGCGCCAACGUCUACGGCAUCUACACGCGGGUGUCCGUCUUUGUGGAGUGGAUUCUGAAGACUAUGGCCAGCGUAUGAAUACAAGAGUUUCUGAAUGUUAUGUAAGGUGAAGUGUGUUCAGAUUUUCACAGUCACUGAAGUCAGUCAUGAGCUAUGUUUCCAUUGACCAGUUUUUAUGUGAAUUUUGGGAUAUUGCAUGUAAAAUUGUUGGAUGGAAACGCCAAGAUGCACAUGAAUUCUAAAAAAAGUACGAGCUCAAUUGAGGCAGAUCAUUUUUUUAAUCCGAUAAGAAGACAUGCACAUAAAUUACGAUAGUUUUAUAGAAUAAAUCCCUCAAUGCACAACAAAAAUUCAUGGUGCAAAAUAUAAAACUCUAAACUGGCUUUUUUUCCCGCAUCAUAAAUGAGUUUGUCUCAGAGCGUCAGACGAAACACAAUAAACACUGUCAUGUUCUCUUUCGUUCGGAAGUGGAUGCCUGGUGAUGCGUAAAAAUUCUAAAAAUGUGCAUAAAAAAUACACCCAAUUAAGGCAGAUAAUUUUUUAUCCAAUAAGAAGACGUGCAUAAACUACGUUGGAAACACAUUUACUGAAUAAUCCUUUGAUGCACAACAAAACGCUCGUGUGAAUCUGUGAUUGGAUAACUGGACUAACCAGCGGACCAAUCGCAUCGCAGCAUCUCAAAUGUUGGUUUGGUGGUUCUGAAACGUCUGAGUCAAAGUCUGUCAUCAGAAUGAUUUGGUUUAAUUCCCUCCAGAAGCGUCUCACACGAUUGUGUUCCCGAACACCAGCAUCCGAACGCAAGAUCACAUGACAGCGUUUAUUGUGUUUCGUCUGACGCUCUGAGACAAACUCAUUUAUGAUGGAGGAGAAAGAGCCACUUCAAUUUUUAUUACUGAUAUUUUGUGCCAGUUUCCCAGAAAGUGAUAAUUUUGUUCUCUUGUAUGGAUGGAAACGCUGCUUUAUUUGGAAAUGUUUUAUGUGAUAUUCCAAUUUUGUGCUCAAGUUAAAUUUGCAACCUCCCGAAGAGUGACGCUUCCACAACACUGAACACUGGCAAACACCAGAACAUGUACUUUUGCAAUUAAAAAAAAUGGCACACUUGUGAGUAUAUAUAAUAAUCAAUGGCAGAACAUGGUUAUAUAUGAAAAAUAAAUAAUUUUUUCAAAUGUU
Ctenopharyngodon idella (grass carp) is the source of this 2472-nucleotide messenger RNA. It is a transcript of the gene f7l, whose product is annotated as coagulation factor VII, like. The record is from RefSeq and is a predicted model, not a curated record. Gene Ontology annotation, molecular function: serine-type endopeptidase activity; calcium ion binding. Gene Ontology annotation, cellular component: extracellular region. Gene Ontology annotation, biological process: proteolysis; blood coagulation. NCBI's taxonomy places the organism in Eukaryota, Metazoa, Chordata, Actinopteri, Cypriniformes, Xenocyprididae.